CCAAAUUGCAUGGGCAAACGGUCCUAACAGUGACUCACAGUGACUUAGGCCUGAUACACGAGUGUCGUUGACUUUGGUCAGGUUUAGUCGAAAGAAAGACUCUCAAAAGCCAGUCACAAAUAACUUCAGCUCAAAAUCAUACUACAAAGUAGUAAAGUAGAAAUGGAAAUUUGCUCAACAAAAUCAAGAUGGAAUUUUAAAGGAAAAGAAGAAGCGAAAAAAGCAUCAGCUUGCACAAUAAGAGGCUAUCUAAACAACUUAAAUGAAAACAUCAACAAAAAUGAUACAAGAAAUGUAAUCCCUCUUAGUCAUGGUGAUCCUAGUGGAUUCCCUAAUUUUAGAACAACUAAAGUAUCAGAGGAUGCUCUAAUUGAUUCACUUCAAUCUGGUAAAUACAAUGGCUAUGCCCAAAAAUCUGUUCUUCUUCAAGCCACUAGGUCAAUUGCAGAAUAUCUGUCUCGUGACUAUCCAUACGAAUUGUCAUCAAAUGAUGUUCAUGUCACAGCUGGGGCAAAGCAAGCAAUAGAUGUCCUAAUUACAGCUCUUGCUGUACCUGGUGCUAAUAUUUUGCUUCCUAGACCAAGGUAUCCAGCUUAUGAAGCACUUGCCACAUUUAACCGUCUCGAAAUUAGGCACUAUGAUCUUCUCCCUGAGCAGGAUUGGGAGGUGGACAUCAAUGGGCUUGAAGCUCUAGCAGAUGAUAGAACUGUUGCCAUGGUUAAUAUAAACCCUGGUGAUCCUUGUGGGAAUGUGUACGAGAGUGAACAUUUGAAGAAGGUCGUCUCGUCGUUGCAUUAUACUUGUAUUUAUUUUGUUAAAAAUGUGGUUUAAGAUUUGCUCAUUAAUUGUUGGUUUCUUGAAUGAGAAUAACACAUAUUGCAGAGGCUGCAAGGAAGCUUGGAAUGCUAGUAAUAUCAGAUGAAGCCUAUGGUCAUUUAGUGUUUGGUAGUAAUCCAUUUGUGCCAAUGGGUGUCUUUGGAGAAAUUGCACCUAUUCUGACAAUUGGUUCCAUUUCAAAGAGAUGGAUGCUUCCUGGUUGGCGAUUUGGCUGGAUCGUGAUAUGUGAUCCCAACGGCAUCCUUCAAAAACAUGGGGUUCGCUCUCUUUUUCUCUCGCUGAUAACGGAAAGCAAAGAGGGAAUUCUGAUGGAAGAACUUUACUUUUUCCUUUUCUUUCUUGUUUAAGUGAGGAAAUAUAUGAAUCGUGGACAAAAUAGUUGUGGAGUCUAUCAAGAACUACCUCAACAUAGGUGUUGUACCUCCUACGCUCACUCUGGUAUAUUAAACAAGCGUUUAUGCAAAAAAGUUUGAUAUGGUGCCCCAUUAACUGGAAUGUUAAACCAAGCAAAAUGUUAUCACCUUAAAAGCUGUGAUGACUUAUCUGUAAAGGUCAAAGACUUUGGAUUAAUUUGUGACAAUGGUACUGACUGAAUUCAUAUCAAGCAUAGGGGAGCAGUUCAUGCAUGAUUCUGUCUCUAACCCAUGUUAUCUAAAUGUGGUUUCACAUGAACAUUAAUGCAUCAAGGGAUUUUGAA
This is a messenger RNA of Lycium barbarum (goji berry), 1534 nucleotides long. RefSeq names its product tyrosine aminotransferase-like. The record is from RefSeq and is a predicted model, not a curated record. The transcript is spliced from 3 exons. Lineage: Eukaryota; Viridiplantae; Streptophyta; Magnoliopsida; Solanales; Solanaceae. The coding region runs from base 163 to 831 and encodes 222 amino acids. Gene Ontology annotation, molecular function: pyridoxal phosphate binding. Gene Ontology annotation, biological process: biosynthetic process.